Haliotis rufescens (red abalone) is the source of this 1733-nucleotide messenger RNA. RefSeq names its product UDP-glucuronosyltransferase 2C1-like. The transcript has 2 exons. Gene Ontology annotation, molecular function: UDP-glycosyltransferase activity. The record is from RefSeq and is a predicted model, not a curated record. NCBI's taxonomy places the organism in Eukaryota, Metazoa, Mollusca, Gastropoda, Lepetellida, Haliotidae. Bases 147 to 1700 code for a protein of 517 amino acids.
AGCUUCUGUUGUAUAAAUGGUAGGUAACAUUGAGCUGGUAUUAAUAUUGCACUGACGAAGCAAGUUUCUUAUGACGACACGUGUACUUCAGGCUAGUGCGGUAUAAGGACACUAUCUCUUGUUUCGAGACGUAUGAAGGUGCUACAAUGGCGGCAUCACCUCUUCUCCUAUAUUUGCUGGUUACAGCGUGGGGUGCGGAGGCAGAGAAGAUCCUGUACCUCACCUUCCCACAGUAUAGUCACCUGCAGUCAAUGAACUUCGUCAUCGACGACCUCCGGCAAUACGGACACGAACUAUGGACUGCACACCCUGACUAUCUAUCACCCACAGUCAGGAACUCAAGCCUGAACUUGAUCAGAAUGAAAGGGCUAGGAUCAAUGGAUGUAAACGAAGAACUGUAUUCUGCCUUUGUCAACAUUCUUGACCAAAGAUGGACUUUUUCAAAAUUUCUCGAUGAGUUGAGAAACUGGAAACACACUCUGAUAAGGAUGGUUGAUAAAAGGACCCCUCCUAUUUCCGCUCUUACGAAAAUACGAGAAAUUAACCAUAAGAUUCUUACAGACUCUGAGAUGCUUGAAGACAUCAAGUGGAAGAAGUUUGAUCUGGUCAUUGCAAACGGCGACAUUGGGCUUCCAUACAUUAUUAUUCCAUACAUACUGGAUCUACCGUUUUGUAUCCUGGCAAAUUCAUACGACCCUUGGCGAAGUGGAAAUCCAAGUCUUCCUUCAUUUAUUCCUUAUCUUGCUCAUGGUGACAUUGGCACAGAUCACAUGACGUUCUUCCAGAGAGUGAAGAACACGUUGGUUUACCUGCUAAUGCUGGGCUUGCCACCAUUCAUCCUUGAAAGCGACGUGACCACUUAUGCCCCAGACAAUACACAGAUGACCUUUACCCAGCUCAUGGCCAAUGCCAAGCUUUGGAUGAUUGAACAGGACCUAGUUGCGGACUAUCCAAGACCGCUAAUGCCAAAUACCAUUCUAGUGGGGGGUCUAUCGGCAAGGGAUGCAGGUGUGCUUUUAGGAAGAUUCAAAGACUUUUAUGAUACAUCCGAUUCCGUGGUCGUCGUGUCAUUUGGGGGCAGUGUCAGUUCCCUCACGACGGAGCUGACUGAAAAGCUACGACAUGCAUUUUCGAUGACCAAGUAUAAUUUUGUAUGGAAAUCUGAUAAACCAUCUUGGAACCCGACUAAAUGCUUUCUGACGGAAUGGAUACCACAGAAUGACCUUCUCGGCAAUCCCAAGACUAAACUAUUUAUCACCCACGGAGGAAAUAAUGGUUAUUUCGAAAGCUUGUAUCAUGGUGUGCCAAUGUUAGGAGUUCCGAUAUUUGCAGAUCAAUAUUAUAACACUCAAAGAUUACAAAACAAGGGCUAUGGCUUAGCGUUAGAUCUCAACCGAAACUCGGCGGCAGACUUUGCUGAUGCCAUUACCCACAUCGUUGAAAAUCCGGUAUUUAAAAAGAAUGUUUUAAGAGCUUCGAAAAUCUUGAGAGAUAGACCAAUGAAUUCUCGACAGCAAAUUGCGUAUUGGAUCGAUCACGUGAUCAAAUAUGGUGACACACAUAUGCGUUCCGUUGGCCUUGACCUACCCUGGUACAAAUACCUCUGCAUGGACGUGUUGUUGUUUUUGAUACUCAUCGUGGUGUCUGCUUUUCUCGCUUUAGGUAAACUGAUGCGAGCAUUAAUUUCACGAUUACUGUAAAUCAACCGAGAUCUCAUUUUAGCGUUUAAAUAU